Pseudomassariella vexata is the source of this 1323-nucleotide messenger RNA. RefSeq names its product oligosaccharide biosynthesis protein Alg14 like-domain-containing protein. Gene Ontology annotation, biological process: dolichol-linked oligosaccharide biosynthetic process. Lineage: Eukaryota; Fungi; Ascomycota; Sordariomycetes; Amphisphaeriales; Pseudomassariaceae. Gene Ontology annotation, cellular component: UDP-N-acetylglucosamine transferase complex. The transcript has 4 exons. The record is from RefSeq and is a predicted model, not a curated record. Bases 1 to 1323 code for a protein of 440 amino acids.
AUGGCAGAUAAAAUAUCCCAUAUGGAGCAGGAGCGCCGUUUAAAAGAAGACUUGCAUAACCACCCCUUUCCCGUCAACCCAUCUGUUACGGAAAACUCGAGUACUUCCAUCUAUGGGCAUCAUCAAGAACCAACAUCUGAACAGCCACGAACUACGCUUCAAGAAUCCCCAAGCAACCAACGACAAGAGCGCAAGACGGAGAAGGAGAAUGUCUUCGGUGUUGCCAAGGAUCAGUCCUUUUCGGCCACAGGCCUCCUUGGACCACCGCUCUUUCUCUUCGUCACGUGUCUCGGUCUAGGAGUCGCCACCGUGUUCACUGUCUUCGCAUCGGCUCUGUCCUGUUUCCUCUUAUCCGUGGUCGCCUGUUGUACGCUUUUGACGGCCAUGGCGAUCUUCGGACUUUCCGGAUACUCGGUCUUCCAAUUGAUCAAGGUCUCGCGGGACCUGACCUCUACGGUACGAGACUAUAAAACGGUGUUCAUGCUUAUGGGUUUCACGGGAGGCUACGUGACUUGGUUCUGUUACGUUGCCGGAUGCUGGGUUUAUGAGGGAACUGAGCCGGGUAACUCGUUCUACCUUUACACCACGACUGUGUUCCUGGCCUUUCCCAUGAUCGCAGUGUCAAGACACCUCAGUCUCACCGGGAAGCGCCGCGCCAAGAAGCCGGUCAGAUCCGGUCACGGCGCGUCGUUGACACUGGACUAUCGCCUCUAUGUACUUGGCUCUGGUGGUCAUACUGCAGAGCUUCUUGGAAUGAUUUCACGAAAACCGGCCACAGGAACCAAUGUAUUUCGUCGCUGGGUUAUCCACAAGGGAGACACCAGGUCGGUGACAAAGGUCGAAGAGUUUGAGAAGAGACUUGCACAUCAGCAUGGCGUUCUUGCGGGACGUUUCGACAUUGCAUAUGUACAACGUGCUCGCGAGAUUCACCAGAAGUGGUUGUCUGUCCCCAUUACGGCGUUGCUCAGCGGAAUAGACGUGCUCAAGGCCCUGUCUACUGGAAUAUCGAACCCCGAGCGCGAACCAGGCUUCAUCUACCCUCGACUGAUCGUCACGAACGGACCGGGAACCGGCUUUGUCGUCGGCUUGAUUGCUUGGUGCCUUAAGCUCAUCUUCAUCAUCCCUGCGGAGCGUUGCCGCAUCGUCGUUGUUGAGAGCUUCACGUGCGUUGACUUUCUGAGUCUUACCGGACGAAUGUUCUACUAUUCCAACAUCGCCGAUGCGUUCAUCGUUCAGUGGGACGGGGUCCACGAGCAGUAUCCCGGAUCUCGCCUGAUCAAGUUGUUAGCUGCAUUUGGAGACGCCACAAAGGACCCCGCCUAG